AUGAGGGCUAAAGCCUCAGACAUGCACGGCAAGGACUGCGUCAAAGUGGCUGUGAGAGUCCGACCGUUUAACAAGGUCAGUGUGCAGAAAAUAUCAUUUUUUAUACCAUUGGAUUUCUCUAUUGGUGACGUACAUGAUAUAUCCAAGCUAUGUAGUAAUGGGAUUAUUCUUAUAUUUGCUGAUAUUUAAAGCUGCUAUGAGGAUUUUUUUAAUAUGUAUAUUUAUGAAAUAGACUGUAAUUUAUAUUUAUGCUAUUUAAUGAUGUACAAAAGCAAACAAGACCAUCAGUAACAACAUGAUUGAUUAUUGUGUUGUCAUUUUGUUGCCUAAACUCUAUGGAGCAGUUAAAGAAAAAGCCCUGUUUUAUAUUUUUAAUGCUAAAUAUUUGUUAAAAAUUGAACAUUUAGCUGCCAAACAUCAGCACAUUAGGGAUUUUUGUCGGAGGACACUACUGAACCAUGAAGAGGUCAAAAUAUGCAAAGACCUUUUUGUCUACAUGGAGAUACCAGAAUGGACACAAAUGAAAAGUUAAACACAGAAGCUUUAACGAUACAAACAACUCAAGCAGGCCCGAACUUUUUCAUUCAACCAAAAGAUAAAAAGUUCCUACGUAGAAACAUUAUUUGUAAAAGCAGCAUUAGUGUCCGUAUAAAACCAAUGCUUGUGUUUGUUUUGGACGAAGCGUCUCUGCUGAUUAAGUUCUGAGUAUGGGUGGACAGAGGUGUGUCUGGGGGGCUCAUUAGGCGCACUAGCUCAUGCAGGGGUGGCAAUCCUUAAAUAUAAGCCCUUGUGAUAUAUUUUGCAAUUCUAUUUAAACAAAUCAUCCUUUUUUUCUUAAGGCCUGAACAUGUUUAAAAACAAAUGAGGAAUAAAGAGAAAGGAAAUUAAACGUGCUACCUGGCAAUUUUCAAAAAGUACACACCCCCAGAGACAGUUUUACCUAAAUUUGGCACAUAGACCUAGCAUUCCUGGAACUUAACAGGAAAAAAAAAGUAACAUUUGCUGUUUGUUGUCCAGGAAUCCUUCAAAAAUAAACACUUUAUUUGCAGGCAACCUUUCCAGACAUGGACCUAUGUGCAGGCUAUAUACUACAUAAAAACUAAUUCUGCUGCCUCUUCAGUGUGUGUCAGUGCAUGUCAUCUCAUCUGAAACCACGUAGCCUCCACAUAUUCAACAUUUGUAGAUUCUUUGUUUGCAUGUAUCUCAAGUAUCAUGUUGGCUUUGUAUGACCUCUUUCAAGGCUGUCAUCUAUACCUCAUUGUGUAUGACCAUGCUCUAUAACCAUGGGGCCCAGGACCUCUUCAAAGUCAGCAGACUGUUGGUUAAUGACUCACGCUGUCAGACAGAAAACGACUUUAUUAAAUGCUGUCCAAAAAAAACCUUUAGGUAUUCAUGUUGAUUUACAAUUUAAUGAAAAAUAAGUGUAAGCUAAUCAAGAGCAUGACCUGGUGGUUAUCAGACUAUUCUUCACAGGGCAACAUGGAUUUUGAGCAGUUAACUCACAAAUGUGUGAGCAGACAGAGUUAACAGUCUGACAGAAAAGCUGAAGACAGAAAAAACGUUUGAAAAUGAGUCUUUUUCUCUUCUUGCAGAGGGAGAGGGAUGCAGGCAGCCGCUGUAUCAUCUCCAUGGUAUCCAGCUCCAUCAUCAUCCAGGACCCACGGGACUCUCAGAACCGCCGCUCCUUUUGUUUUGACUAUGCUUACUGGUCCCACAGCGGCUUCACAAAGGACCAGGGGGGGCUUUGUGUGCCUGAAGAGCCUGGUGGGCGAUACGCCGACCAGGUCAGGCAGAUGCUGAAUGAGACAAUAUAUAGACUGAUGUACAGAUCUAUGGUUUAAGGGGAGGACAAGCUUAGACAAGAGCUUGCAGCUCACAAAAUCUUGUCCACCCACAGGACAGUGUGUUCCAGGACCUAGGAGAGGGGAUCCUGGAGAACGCACUGCAGGUAACAAUCAUCACAUAUUCAAUUCUGGUUCCUCCUCCAGUUUUCCUCAGCUCAAUCAUCUUUAAACUCCUCCUGUUCUUUUAGUGUCAGUCUCUCCUGUCCUGACAUGUUGUCCAUAGGGUUACAAUGCCACUCUGCUAGCCUACGGGCAGACUGGCUCAGGGAAGAGUUACUCCAUGGUGGGCUAUGGGCCCAACAAAGGCCUGGUUCCUAAACUCUGUGAGCGACUGUUUCAGGCCAUCAGGGAGAACCAGGACAGCAGACAGUGUCAGGUGAAGAUGAGAGCAGCUGAUUUAGUUAUCCUGGUUAACCAGCUCAAAUGUCAAGUCUGCUGUAGUUACAACACUGAUGGUAUUUGUUCUCGAUGUCCACACAGGUCUUCUUCAGCAUGUUGGAAAUCUACAAUGAGCAGGUAACCAUGAAGAAAAGCAGAUCUCUUGGCUCCUGUUUUUCUCUGUUAAGUUUUGUUGUCUCUUUUUGAACUCCUGACUCCUUCCCGAAUCUCUACAUCUCUUAUUUUCACCUCUCUCUCCUCUCUGUCCAGGUGAUAGACCUGCUGUCUCGAGGGUCUCGUACCCCAGGAGGACUCAGAGUCAGAGAGGAGCAGCAGAGAGGUUUUUAUGUGGAGGGUCUCCGAACAGUGCCGUGUGACAGUGCACCACAGGUAAGAGAUGAAUCCACACAGUGAAAUGCUCUACAUUUGUGCAGGUAGAUAUGUUUCGCUAUUUUAUUUUCAACUCUAAGAAUAAGUUGUUGAAGUUGUUAAAUUCUGAUCUUUUUUUCUGAUCCUGUACGUGUAUAGAGUAUAAAAGUUCCUGUCAAUAGCUAAUACAAUGAACAGAGCAUUAAAAUAAACCUUUGGCCGCUUUGAACCACUUCAAACCAGACCCUUUGACCAGCAUAAAAAUGUGUUUUAUCCCAGAUGUAGGCCCUCUGUUUUUUACGGCCACACAGGCCUAAUGACUUCAAACUGAAACAGUUUUAUUUCAGUUAAAACCUCCAUACUUACCUAACUAAGAACUGAGUUUAUAAAAUACUGUACCUGUCAGAAGUUGCACCAUCCUGUAUUUUAAGGAAUAUACAGUAAUAAUUUAGACAUCAGAUCACAGAUGGUCAUUUAGGCCAUAAUCAUCUAAAUGUAAACCAGAAAAUGGCCUGAAAUAUCUCACAGUAAAUAUGAUAAGUAAAGAUGUGGAAGUUGACCUUUUUAAAAGUAAAUUACUAAAAAACCAAAAAACUUUAAAGAUAUUUACAUGUGCUGAAGGCACCUUUUCCAUGUCAAUCACAGAUGUACAGGUAAAAAACAGAUAAUAUAGCAAUGGGUUUGCUUUUUACAGUGUAAAGUGGGAUCACAGCAUAAACAAAAACAAUAAUGAUGAUAAUGAACAUCAUGAAGAAGAGAAAGUGUCAGAUAGUAAUCAGAUUCAUCAGGGGAAGUAAAAGAAUACACACUGGAAAAUGGGAAAAGACAUUAGGACAUAAGUUUGUAAGAUAACAAAUGAUAGAAGAAAUAUAUAGAAGACUUAGUAGCAGUGAUGUAUGAGCUUGGUUUGGUUUGAAGACUUACUAAACUAAGAUAUUAUUUCAGCCCCUGAUCCUCUCAGACAGACCGUUUCAGGAUCUGAAAUCUCUUUCAGCAAAUGACCAGCCUUUCUUUUUGACUGAUACUCAGGAUAAGAUCACAGUGUUGGGUAUCUGAUUUCAAAAUAAAGAACUAUGCUCACCUAAAUCACUAUAAGCCAUCCGAAGGUCUUAGAGUCACAAAAGAGACAGCUGUUCAUGUAAAGACUGUAUCUCAAACUUCAUCGUACGUCUUAAUUCUGAGACCUUGAUUUCUUGAAACUCAAAGCCGAGGAAAGCAGUGUCAGGACAGCUGUGGCUGAAGAGGAGACAGAGACCUGAUGUAUGGCUCUGACACAGACAGACUCUGACCUCCUGACCUCAAAGGUUUGCAACUGUCCUGACAGUGACCUCUGACAAACUGGAUCAGAUUACCCAGAAACAUCUCAACUAAAGCUCCCACACACAUCAAAGUUAGACCUAAGAGGUAACAGAGAAGUAAAAGUGCAGAUGUUCUCCUUAAGGGUUGGGAUUUCUCUUUUCUUUCUUGUGUAGGUGGAGCAGCUGAUGGAGCAGGGCACCAGGACUCGAACCACAGCUGCCACUCACAUGAACGCAAACAGCAGCCGCUCACACAUGCUCAUUAUCCUGCAGCUCAAACAGGUGAACGGCCUCACUGCUUAUGUUAGGAUAGAUAGAUAGGAAGGAUAGACAGAAUGUGACCAUAACAGUGAGAGAGUAUCAGAGUAAAUACCUGAUCAAAUUCAGUCCGUAUGUUUUCCUGAGCAUCUAUCCAAACUGAAAUACUAUAUUCAGGGUUUUUUAAGCUGUUGUGUUCUUAAUGUGACUUCCUGUCAGAUCUUUUCCAAAGAGAGCAUCACAAAGCAGUCCAACAUCAACCUGGUGGACUUGGCUGGCAGUGAGCGGCAGAGAUCCUCAGGAUCAGAGGCUGACAGACUCAAAGAGGGCACGGCCAUCAACCUGAGCCUCACCACACUGGGGAAUGUCAUCAGGUGGGCCUUAGUGACAGGGAUUUUUUUUGUCAGUUUGUCAGUCUCACUCUCUUUCUCUCCUGCAGCGCCCUGGCUGACGUGGCAGUGGGCAAGAAGGUGGUCCACAUACCCUAUAGAGACUCCAUCCUCACCAAGCUGCUGCAGUCUGCACUGGGAGGAAACAGUCGUACUGUCAUGGUAACAGAGAGUUGUGCUGACCAGCAGGGGUGGUGUUUUUUUACUGCCUUGUCAAAAGUAUGAUUUAUAAAAUGAUUUCUGAUUUCAUCAUAGAUCGCCACACUGAGCCCUGCUGAUAUCUGCUAUGAGGAGUCUCUGUCCACCCUGCGUUAUGCUGAGAGGUACAACAAACUUGUUGUUGGUGGAGAAGUUCAUACAACAAGACAACAUCCUACUUUUGUCUUGACCGUCUCGUUACCUCUCUACUCAUUUUUGUUUUUCUGUUCAAACAUCUCACUUCUUGUUUGACCACCUCCAUCACCUCUUCAGGGCAAAGCGUAUCCAGAAUCGAGCUGUGGUCAAUGAGAGCCCCACAGAGCGUCUGGUCAAAGAGCUGAAGGCCGAGAACGCCAGGCUGCUGCAGCGCCUGAGUCGACUGGGUCAGGAGGGACGCAGAGCCAACGAUGAGACCAGUAAGACUCCUCAGGCUUCAAACAGACCUGGAAACAGCAAAGAGGGGUCGAGCAGGUCAUGAUCAUGUGUGUGUUUGUGUGUUUGAAGAGGAGCUUCGUCAGCUGCUGACUCACAACGAGCUCCAGAUCAGAGCCAUCCAGACUCUGUGGGAACAACACCUGCAGGAGGCACUGAAGGACUGGGAGCAGCAGUAUGCUAACAUCACACAGGUGCAACAUAACCAACACACACUUCACAUCAAAAGUUGUAAAACAAGAAGUUAGCCAAUAAGGAUAUGUAAUGGUUCAGCUAUUUGACAGUCUCUACCACAACAGCCUGUCAACCAGAACAGAGACCAAAGUAAAUCAUAUAACAGAUGAGCAUUAGUGAUUCUAAUAAAGCAAAAUGGCAGAUAUCUAAACAGGAUGACAAACCAGUGAGUACCAUGAAGGAGGUCACAUCCACCACCAUGUUUUGCAGUUUGCAUAUGAGCCUGAAUAUGAGUGUAAACAAACUGGUAGCAGCAUCUUUGAACAUGAAGAUGUUUUUUUUAUCUCUCUGUUCUCGAUGUUUGUCUCGUCUGUCUCUCUCCCUCCUGUCAGGAGAGGAGGAUGAUGCAGAUGCAUCCUUACAUCCUGAACAUCAAUGAGGAUGCUCAGCUCUCAGGGGUUGUCAAGCUUUUCAUUCAGGAGGGUACGUCCAUAAAUGACCUAUGUAAAGAAGUUGGAUUGAAAGAAUGACUGAGCAACUUCUUCUAAUCAGAGGACUUAUUGUUUUAUUUGCAAGCCUUUUUAUAAGUACUUAUUCCUGCUGUUUUGUGCUCUAGGUGAGUGGGACAUCGGGCUGUGUGACUCUUCCCAGAGAUCCAUCUCAAUUAAGGGUUUAGGGUGAGUUUCUUUGAAAGUGGGUUUGAAUGUUGUCAUUGAUUUGUGAUCCGUCUGAAGCAUUUUGCAGCAUUUAAACUGGUGCAUGCUGGGAGUGGCUGCAGACCUAGAGACCGAUCAGAAAAGAAGAAAGCAGAGAGAGUGUGUUUGUGAGUGUAGGAUGACUUUGUGAUUCUGCCAGUCAUACUGAUACAGCAGUUUUUGUUUUUGUGCUUCAGUAUUCAAGAGCGUCAUGCUGUGUUCAGGAAUGAAGAGCGGAGAGUAACACUGACCCCGCUGGCAGAGUCAAAGGUCAUUGUUAAUGGCCAUGCGGUCUCCCAGACGACUGAGCUUCAACAUCUGGUGAGCCCUGACAUGAUCAUCUACUCUAUCUUACGAUGAUACAGCUUAGACAAGUAUGUGACGGCAAACACAGAAACACUUUCCUGCUCCGUAGGACCGUCUCAUCCUCGGCUCCAACUGCACCUACCUGUUUAUUGGCUAUCCCUCUGAGAGGGGCGGGGACGACUGGAGUCGCUAUGACUACGAUUACUUCCAAUCAGAGCUGGCUGCUGCUGAGGGUAUCCACCUGGGUGAGCAGGAUGAUCAAAGAAUGAAGCCCACUGAGCAACAGACGGCUAUUAGACGUCUAGUUUUUUUAGACCUAAUUUCAACAGUACUUAACCAAAAUAAUUAUGAUAGCCACUGAGUAAUAUACAGUGUAGUAUAGAUAAAGCCCAGAUUUAGAUUUAGUCUAAACUUGGUCUGAAUAUAGGCGUCUAAAAAACGUUCAUUUUUAGACCUGUGGUAGCCUGAUUUUAGACCAGUCGUCUAGGCUACAUUUAGACCUCUAUUAGACCUUUUUUAGACCGAAAAAUGCUCAGUGGGAGGGUUCAAUGAGGGUUGCAUUAAAAACCUACUUCUGUUUAUGUGUUCAGGGGGGUCGAGUGUGGGGUCCAUCCAAGCUGACCCCAGCCUGCUGGCCGUCUUUUACGACUACAUCAAACUGAUACCCAUGGUGGCUGAGGCCAACCAGAUGAGCCAGGAGCUGAACAAGGUGUCAAACAAUCAAACACUGGCUCUAUCAUUUAACAUUUUAAAUGUUUUAAUGGUUGAUUAUCUUAAUCAGAUGUUUUUUUAUCGACAGAGAAAGAUCAUACACAUUUAUUCAGACCUGCCUAUGUCUCUCUCCUGUGUUUGUAGGCGGUGGAGUUUGGGUUGGAGAUAAAGAAUCUGGCGCUGUCAGAUCCAAAAGGCCAUGAUCUGGAGAAAGAGAUUGUUGUCAGAGUCACUGCGAUAGGAAGGAAACAGGUUAUUAAAUGUCUUUCUCCCUGUGUCUUUAGAUGAAAACAGGUUUAGAGAUGAUAAGCUUAUCUCAGUUUUAGUUUUGAGUCCUGGUUGUGAUUUUUUUGCCUGUUGGUCUAAACUGUUUUUGGGUUUCCUCCCCAGGUGUGGAUUUGGUCGAAGGCCAAGUUUGUGAACCGAAAAUUUCUGAUGGAGGAAGUCUACCAGCAGCAUCAGGCAGAGAAGAGUGAAGAAAAUGUAAUUCAGUGAAAAAAAAUGUUAUUUUUAUAAACAAAGACAAAAAAGAAAUCAGGGUUAGUGGUUAAUGAUGGUACAGAAAUGGAGAUUAAUUAAUUAACCAAUUAAUCAACACAAUUUUAGACCAUCGCUGACCAACAUAACGGCACUAACUCUGUUUUUAUGUUCAUCUCUCCUCCUUGAGAGAGUGGAGGGGCUGUCCACAGCUGCAUUACCCAGAGAUAAAGACCCCUUCUGGGAUCCUGUGGAGCCUCUGCUUCUGGGAACGGCUCAUCUUUGGCUUCAAUCUUUGGCCUUCAGGAUCUCUCUGGAGGAACAGCUCGAGGUGCACACUCAGAUUAACUGCACGUCAACACACACAAACACACACACACACACUCAUGUCUCUACAUCUGACGCUGUGUUUUGAAGAAACAUAGUUGAGGUUGAUACUUUUCGUGCAGGUGAUGGGGUCAGAGGGCACAGAAGAGGCCAUCUUACAAGCACAGCUGGUCCCCUGCACCUCUACAGGACUGUAUGAUCCUCACACACACACACACACACACACAUAGAAAGAUGUCAGAAAUAAGCUCAGUGUAAUGUAGAAAUGUUUCUCUUCAGCCCUCUGGGUGAGGAUGAUAUCCUGAUUGAUCCAUCUGAGCUACUGGGUCGAAGACUGGACUUCCAGCUGGUCCUGGAUCAGUGCUGCGGUCUCCGCUGGAUCAAAGAGGCUCGCAACAGAGGGGUCCAGAUUGGGUGAGUAAAAAAAGGGGAUGAAAGCGGUGCAGAGAGUUUAAAGUUCAUGUGAGAGAAAGCUCAAACUACAUGACAGAUUUCCCGUCUCUCAGGUUCAGGUUGUUCGACAGCAGUCAGCCUCUCUACACCCCGGCGGUGUGGCACAAUGUGAACCCUCUGCUGGAUCACAGAGUUCACUUCACUUCUCUGCACACCUCCCAACGUCUGCUGGACUACCUGCAGAGCAGCGCUGUGGUGCUGGAGCUCUGGGGCCUUCAAGGUGAGGAUGAGGACAGCAAUGAAAGACUUGGCAAAACUCUUUUGUAAUUUUCUCUUAUGCCUGGCUUAAAGCAAAUCACGAAAAAGGAGAAUAAACAGCACAUUGGCCAGAUGAUGGAGACUCCUGUCACAAAAUCUGCUUAUAAUGCAAUGAGUUUGGUAAUGUUAGCCUGGAAGGGAGAAGGUUUACCUGCUUUAUUACCUCACAGACUGGCAGAGAUGAGUCAGAGUGAACCUCCAUUUAAUCAUAAUGAAUCUUUUCAUGCAGAGUUGUAAACAACAAUUACAGUUAUAACAGUGUCUAUGUUAUUAAGGCUCAAAGACGGUAUAAAGCAGCAGUCUGAAAGCAGAUAACCCUCUUUUCAGAGGGUUGUACUGACCUGAAAUCAGCUCUGGAGGGACUGAGGAUGACUGCAGAGGGAAUCAUUAUCAUUGAGGAGGAAGGCACAGCUGACACAGCAGUGAGUCUAACGUUGAGACUGUAUCAGGAAUGAUCCUUUAAUUUCACCUCUGGCAUGUUUCUAAAUUUGGGUACAGCCAAAGCUAGUGUUUAUUUGAUUCUCACAGAGAAGCACAUGAGAAACUUCAAACAGCUAUAGGGCACAAAUAUGGCUCCAUCAUUUAUUUAUUGAUGUAGAUACUGUGUGUGUGUGUGAGGCAAAAAUAUCUGCUCAUUUAAAUGUGUUGGUGUGGGUUUGUGCUGCAGCCUUUAGAUUCAGCAGAGCUCAGCUGUUCAGUGAGAGCUCUGCAGCAGGACUUGGAGAAGCUGAGGAGUGCAAACGCUUCACUGAGAAAAGAAAAUGAAAGUCUGAGAGAACAGCUCAACACCGCCAGGAACGGUAACAGAGAAAUUGGCAAUAUAGUGACAGUUCAACACAAAUUACACAUGCAGUUAACAUUCACAGAAGCACAGCUGGUUACAGUGAUUACAAUGGUGAUUACAAUUCAUAUGUGUGUGUCUGUCUUCACAAACCUUUUUCCCUUUGUGUGUGUGUGUAAGGUGGAGAGAGUGUGCGUGGUCGCUCGGUGCGCCCCAGCUGUGAUGCAGAGUUCGCUCGAGCUCUGAAGGUUUUCUACCACAGUAUGACCUCAGUGAAGGGUCAGCUGCAGCGGCUGCGCAGACACAGACCCAGUGUAUGUAUUCACAUCCAGCUGCAACAUCAGUAUUUGUGAUCAUUACUACAACACAGCUUUAUAUUCUUAAAGUCCCACUCCGAUCAUUUUUUUUUACUACUUAUCAGUGGUCUUUACAUUGUGAUUAUGUAGUUUUUAGCCAAAAUUGUCAUUUCCCAGGACUUUUAUUCUCCAGAGCUCCAGUAGAUUAUUAGCAAUUUGCCUCUAAAUUGUGGGUGGAGACAACGCUGCCCUGCACACUCGUCCUCACACUAGCUUCCAGGCAGGUAACAUAGGAGCUCUUCAGCUUUCGGACACUAAUGUCUUCAGGGACACAAUAAAAGAUGAUAUCAUAAUUAGCUUUCUUACGAGCAUUGCAAUCAUUACUGCACACGCUUGUUCUGCAAUCGUCCUCUCUAUUGCUCUGAGUCUGGCCUGCAUAGUGGGUCUCUGGGAGCGGAGCUUGGAUUUGCUACGUAGGAAAUCUCACUGUUUCUGAACCUGCUGUUUUGGUCUGCCAGAGAUUUAUAGCGAUUUGAAUGAAGAAAUACUCAGAAAUGCAAUUUCGCAUUUAGUUUUCUCAUGAUAUAUCCUGUAGCAUUGGAAAAAUGCCAUAUGAACAUAUAAACAACAAGAAAAACAUGAUUUUCAUCAGAGUGGUAUAGACUUUGUCAACUGUGGCGGCACUAAGUGCUCACACACACAGGAAUGUAUGGCAUUAAUUUACCUUGUCUGUCUUAUCACAUCUACUCAACUAACGGAUGUCCUAGUAUAAUACAGGUGUUAUAUUUCUGUGUAUACGUCUCAAUUAUAAGAAGGCAGCAUGUAAAUCCCCUGAGCUUUAAUCUUCACAGACUUCACAGCUGAAGGAAGUGAAGAGUGAACAAUAAAAAAAAAAUAAAUGCCACACUGAAAUGUAAAGAAAGCCACAGGCAGCCUGACAACACGGCAGAAUCAGUUGAUUUUGUAACUAGUCCCACCUCAGUCAAGGCAAACAGCCAACCACAAUGUUGGUUUUGAGGUGGCAAAGCAGUUUUCCGUGGAGGCCCAUGCCACCCCUGGCUGUAAGCUGGAAACAUCAAUAUCAGACCAAACAUGUCCUGAAAUAUGUCAGAGUGUGAUUAAUGUAGAAUAUUUAUAAUUUUUACUUUUUAAAUUAGAUUUUCAGAUCUGCACCUAUUUAAUUUUUUUAUUUUACUCCCCUGACCAAAUUACAACUUCUAUUUUGACGUCUUAUUUUUUGCAGCAGGCCCACUUUAACACAGAAUUUAUCUGUUUGUGAAAUACUUCUCAGUCUCCUGUGUCAAUCAGCAUUUUUUACGUGCUCAGUGGGCCUCAGCAUUGAUUACAGUCAGAGGGCUCUGGCAUUCCCAAGAUGCACAUAGAUGUUGCAGAGAAUAGGAUUACAUGUACACAUGGUCAGCUGUUCGUCUGUUUCACAUUCACGCUUUGUAAUUACGCGUGUGCCUCUGUUGCGUCCAGGAGGAGUCAGACCUGCUGGGGCUCAGGCUGUUUGUGGAUGAGCACGGUCGCCUGCUGAGGGAUUUCUCAGAGCAGCUGGAGCAGAGCGUCUCUGCUCUCAAACAGGAUGUUGCCGCCAUUGUCCGCCGGAAACGAGAACGAUCAGGGAUCUGGUCUUGACUCAGCAACCAGUGAUCAAUAUUUCAGUAUUUGGAGGGAGAAGUCUUUUCUGAUUUUUUUAAAUCAUUAUUUUGUACCUAUGAACCGUCAUUUGUUGUUGUAAGAUAUUCAAGUGUCUUAACCCAAUCACCGCCACCAGUCGGUAACCAUGUCAGAUAUGUAAUAAUAACAAAGGCAGGACAUGAUUUAAGAUGUAACAGACAAGUAUAAGCUCUGAAGUUCAUAAAAAGUUUAUUAGACUGCAUGUCAAAGAAAUUUUUAGUCCCAACAGCAAAUAAAUUAAAAGGCAUACAAUAAAACUCAAGUUUCAGAAAUCACAAUAUUACGCUCUUGAACCAUCAUCGAUAAUGUGUCAGAUUUUCACUCUGAAGCUGCACCACUUUAUGAGACAACACAAAUGAGAUAUUUAACAGGCAAUAGAGACAGGUGCCCUCUUUCAGUGUGUCAAGUACAAAGUUUAACUCUCAUCGUGAUGUCCAGCUCAGAGGAGAAAGCGAGACAGCUCUUGUUUGUAAGCAGUCAGGGUUUCGUCAGUACAGACAGUUGCUGUAGGUCCAAAAACAGAUCAGCGUGGGCACAUUUACAGGAGGAGAGGCAGAAGGCAGACGAGAGGCAGAUUAGUCAUCAGAGAGGACAGAGAAUCUAUGUACAGCAGAUAUGCAGGGCAGCAGUGAGUAACUCAGAUCAGGUGUAGACAAACAAAAUCAGACAGACAGGAGGAGAGAGAGGCAGCGUUAAAAGGUCUGGGAGUUAGCUGGGUCCAUGUGAACUAAAGAGGUAGACCAGGUAAACACAAGCCAACUGUGGAGAGGAGGGAAAGCAAGCUACAGAAAACCUACUCAUGUUUGCACUUUAUCAGUUAUCAAGUUCAGUUUCCUCAGAACUGACCUCAACCAUAUAUCUCAUACUGAACACUAAGAAUCACUAUGUAUAUGUGGAUGUGUGCGCACAUGUACACAGAAGGCCCAGGGUAUAAGGGUGAGGUAGGCUAAUUUGGGUCUUCAGGGACUGGAAAACCAACACGAAGUAUAGAAAAACAUCUUUAAAAUACACACUCCCUCUAACAUUUACAUCAGUGGAAAAUCAGAGAAAUUGUAGCAAAGCACAAUAAGCAAACAUUUCUGUUUCUACUGUUUCUGCACCAGUUUAAGUAAAUCUGAGCUUCAUGUGUUCACAACAACAAUGACAGACAUGUCAGCACAAAAGAUCAGCAGUUCAU
Xyrichtys novacula (pearly razorfish) is the source of this 12501-nucleotide messenger RNA. The record is from the annotation of a GenBank genome assembly. NCBI's taxonomy places the organism in Eukaryota, Metazoa, Chordata, Actinopteri, Labriformes, Labridae.